Lepidothrix coronata (blue-crowned manakin) is the source of this 979-nucleotide messenger RNA. RefSeq names its product protein FAM63A-like. The annotation marks the transcript as partial. Gene Ontology annotation, biological process: protein K48-linked deubiquitination. NCBI's taxonomy places the organism in Eukaryota, Metazoa, Chordata, Aves, Passeriformes, Pipridae. The record is from RefSeq and is a predicted model, not a curated record. The transcript is spliced from 7 exons. Gene Ontology annotation, cellular component: cell periphery; cytosol. Gene Ontology annotation, molecular function: cysteine-type carboxypeptidase activity; cysteine-type deubiquitinase activity; K48-linked deubiquitinase activity.
GCAAGGGGGGGGACCCGGGGGGGCUCCCGGGGCGGGGGGGGCUCGGCCCCGGCUCCCCCCGAGCCCCGGCGGGAAGGGACUCACCCUGCCCCUGUUGCAGGUGAAGCUGCCCCCGCAGAAGGAGGUGAUCACGGCCGAGGAGCUGAUGGCACAUCUGGGGGAUUGCAUCCUGGCCACCCAACCCCGGGAGACGUCGGAGGGGCUCCAGCUCAACUUCCAGCAGAACAUCAGUGACACCAUGACGGUCCUCCCGAAGCUCUCGACGGGGCUGGACGUCAACGUGAGGUUCACGGGGGUCUCGGAUUUCGAGUACACCCCCGAGUGCAUCGUCUUCGACCUCCUCAACAUCCCCCUCUACCACGGCUGGCUGGUGGACCCCCAGAGCCCGGAGACGGUCCAGGCCGUGGGCAAGCUCAGCUACAACCAGCUGGUGGAGAAGAUCAUCACCUGCAAACAGGCCACCGACUCCAGCCUGGUGAGCGAAGGGCUGGUGGCCGAGCAGUUCCUGGAGGCCACGGCGUCGCAGCUGAGCUACCACGGGCUGUGCGAGCUCACGGCCGCGGCCCCCGAGGGCGAGCUGGGCGUCUUCUUCCGCAACAACCACUUCAGCACCAUGACCAAGCACAAGGGCCACCUCUACCUGCUGGUGACGGACCAGGGCUUCCUGCGGGAGGAGGGGGUGGUCUGGGAGAGCCUGCACACGGUGGACGGGGACAGCUGCUUCUGUGACACCGACUUCCACCUCAGCCACGCCCCGGGCAAGGGGGGGGACCCCGCGGCCCCCCCGGACCACCAGCUGCAGCAGAGACAAGUGGACCAGGAUUACAUGGUGGCCCUGUCCCUGCAGCAGCAGCAGGGGCAGGACCCCCCCUCGGUGCUCAGCGACCUGGAGCUGGCGCGGCAGCUGCAGCACGAGGAGUAUCAGCAGCACCAUCCUCAUCCUCCUCCUCCUCCUCCUCAGCAGCAGCUCCCAGGGCAG